AAUCAAAAUAAAAACAUACGUACUAUAAUUUCAUUUCGUUCUAUAUACAUUAAAUUACCUCAUAAUUCUAAUAAUUAUCAUCCCAAAGAUUGAAUUGCUUGGAAAUAAUUAUGGCUACAUUCAACAAAGUUUGCCUCUUAACCGUCGUCUUCCUUGUGUGCGGUAUAAUUUUGAUGGGGAAUAAUGUGGAACAAGUAAAUGCUCAAAUUUGCACUCAAGAAUGCAACCCAAACGCGGCCUAUAUGAUCUGCCAACCAAACAACAAGAAGACCAAAAAUGUGUGCACCAAUUGCUGUAAAAUUCAAAACACCCGCUGCCAUCUCUACACUUCAAAGGGUGCUCUCAUCUGUUGAUCCAUUAAUUAUAAUUAAUUAAAUAAUUAAUUACUAUAAUUAUUAUAAUUAAUAAUGAAAUAAAAGUCGAUCGUGCGCAUCAAUUAUGAUCGGGUAUAUAUGAAUGUAAUAUUAAAAAAUAAACAUAUGCACAUACACUGUGCGACACAUAUUCGUAUUGCAAAAUAAAACAUAUAUCAUAUGUACGGAAUACUUUUAGCGUGGUUUUAUACUUUUAUUAAGAGAAUAUAUCUCUAUGUUAUAGAUAAUAUAGUGUAAUAUAGUGU
Molecule: messenger RNA, 619 nt
Organism: Cuscuta campestris
Lineage: Eukaryota; Viridiplantae; Streptophyta; Magnoliopsida; Solanales; Convolvulaceae
Source: the annotation of a GenBank genome assembly